UAAAUCAUUUAUAUUGUUUGUAAUAGAGAAAAAAGAGAAGAUAAUGGCUAAUGAUAUAUUAUUUGGAGGAAUUAAGGAGAAGGAAGGUUCUGCCAAUAGUUUGGAAAUUGAAGGUCUAGCCAGAUUCGCAAUUGAAGAUCACAACAAGAAAUCUAAUGCACAGUUGGAAUUGGUGAACAUCUUGAAGGUGGAAGAACAGGUUGUGGCUGGAUCUAUAUAUUAUAUAACUCUUGAGGCAACAAAUGCUAUGGGUGGUGGUGGUGAAAAGAAAGCUUAUGAGACUAAGGUUUGGGUAAAGGAUUGGAUGAAUUUUAAACAGGUUACUGAGUUUAAGCUUGUUAAUGGAGAUCAUCAUGCUUCUUCUUCCCCAACUGUUUAACUAAAUCUAUGUUGUUUAAACUACAAUAAUUAUGUUGAUGAUCCAU
Molecule: messenger RNA, 425 nt
Organism: Impatiens glandulifera
Lineage: Eukaryota; Viridiplantae; Streptophyta; Magnoliopsida; Ericales; Balsaminaceae
Product: cysteine proteinase inhibitor A-like
Exons: 2
Coding region: 44-379 (111 amino acids)
Molecular function (GO): cysteine-type endopeptidase inhibitor activity
Source: RefSeq, a predicted model, not a curated record